AACACUCCGGGGCGGAAGCGGCGUCGCUCGCAAUAACACAGCGAGACUCGGAAAUAACCUUUUUAUGAGACUACUACAGUAAAGAAUAAUGAUUUGCAUGUGAAGGGUCUUGGUUUUUGGGCGAACUAUGUGAAGGGAAAGAGAGUCUGAAGAAAGAGGCACAGAAUAACAGAACGAUGUCGAAGGAGAAAGCCCGGCUGUCGCGCAAUGACUGGAUUGCCCUUCAUUGCUCUCUGCUGGAAGAGGAGAGGAAGGCGGAGGUCAGCGCUGCGCAGUCAGAGGUUGAAGGAGCAUCCCUCAAGGUCCUAGAGGCAAGAGGAGUGGUUUUAGGGCAUUUGGUUAUCAGCGAGAGAUCUACUGGCCUUUAUGGACGCCCCAUGAUCACAUUUGUCCCUGCAAGGAAAGAGGCCGUUUUACCUGCAAAUAAUUUUUCUUCAGGUGAUAUUGUUGGAAUCUGUGAGAGUGGAUCGGGCCAGCAGUGUGCAACAGGAGUGGUGAAGUAUGUUUCACAGAAAAAUAUCCAGAUUGUUCUUGACGAUGAUGCUGAUGAGUUGGACAGCCUUAGCGAUGAUACUCAGCUGCGACUGAACAAGCUGGCAAAUGACGUUACGUACAGAAGGAUAAAAUCAGGACUGAAUGAGCUUGAAAAGUUGAUUAAUGGCCCAGCUGCUCACACAGUGUCUGUGUUAUUUGGUGAAUCACCUCCAAGGUCUACAGCUCCUUCCUUACCACCACAACUAACUGGAGCUGAAGGGAAAAUACAGCUUUUUAAUAAAAACCUGGACAAUUCGCAGCGGGAGGCAGUUGAGUUUGCCAUUAAGAGGAGCGACCUUGCGGUGGUCCAUGGUCCGCCUGGCACAGGGAAAACUACGACCAUUGUGGAGGUCAUUAGGCAGCAUGUCAAGCUCAAGUCGAAGGUUCUAGCUUGUGCCCCAUCAAACCUCGCUGUGGAUAACCUGGUCGAGAGACUAGCAGCAGCCAAGGUUCGCGUUGUGCGUGUGGGUCAUCCGGCACGUGCCACUCCUCUCACCCAGCGCUAUACUCUCGACUGCCUUAUGCACCACAGUGAUGAAUCUCAACUACUGAAGGACAUUCAUCGUGAUAUUAAUGACCAACUCAAACAACUGAAGACGGCCAGAGACAGAGGAAAGAGGCAGCACAUCAGGAGGGAAAUCAAGACUUUUAGGAAGGAGUUAUAUGAGAGGGAGAUGAGACUCACGAAGCAGAUCCUGAUGAACAGCGAUGUGAUCUUGGCCACCCUCACGAGUAGUAGUAAUGAUGGUCCCCUUAAGCUCCUGAGGGAGGAUUUCUUUGAUGUGGUGGUCAUUGACGAAUGCUCACAGGCAAUUGAAGCUGCCUGUUAUAUGUCACUCCUCCGAGCCCCAAAGCUGAUAAUAGCAGGCGAUCACUGCCAGCUUCCUCCUACCAUUGUAUCUAAAGAAGCAGCAGAGAAGGGCUUGGAACUCUCACUCAUGGAGAGAAUUAUAAAUCAGUGUGGGGAUGAAGUUGUCAAGAUGUUAACCAUGCAGUACCGCAUGAAUACUGACAUCAUGCAGUGGGCAUCGACAGCCAUGUACCAAGAUCGCCUAAUUGCCCACUCCUCUGUUGCCUCACAUCUUCUUCAUCAACUGCAGGGAGUGACGACCAAUGAAGACACAGAGCGGUCCCUGGUUCUGGUGGACACAGCAGGGUGCGACUGCCUAGAGCUGGACACCGCGGAGGAGCAGAGUAAAGGCAACGAGGGCGAGGCUAUCAUUGUCAGCCACUACGUCAGGGCUCUGCUCGAGGCCGGGCUACCUGAAGAGGACGUGGCUGUUAUCACGCCCUAUAAUCUUCAGGUGGAGUUGGUGCGGGGACUGCUGCGUGAGGACCACCCCAGGGUAGAAGUGCGCUCUGUGGACGGGUUCCAGGGGCGCGAGAAGGAGGCUGUGGUCAUGUCCCUCGUGCGAUCCAACAAACAGGGUACCGUGGGCUUCCUGAGUGAGAACCGGCGUCUCAAUGUAGCUGUGACUCGCGCGAGACGACACCUGGCUGUUGUCUGUGACUCGGAGACGGUAGGCAAGGAUCCGUUCCUCAAAGGAUUCUUGGAUUACAUGGUGAAGCACGCCCUUGUCAGGACAGCCUACGAGUUCCAACAUGAAAUGGAAACCACUGAAGUUGCAACACCAGAAUGUUUAUCCAUGAGACCUAAAGACGAGAAGAAAGACAGAAAGUCGGACUCGAAGAACAAGAAGGCCAACAAUAAAAGGGACGGGAGAGAAGGCGCCAAGAAGAGGAAGAACGACGCGAAGCCCAAGUACAAGCCCCCGACCGAGGAGGAGAACCUGGAGAGGCGCCAGAAGUACGAGGCGAUCAUCGGGGACUUCGUCAGGUCAGCGAGCGACGUGUAUCAGUUUCCGCCGGGCCUGAACUCCUUCGAGAGGCGUCUGAUUCACGAGAUCUGCGACGCGGAAGGUCUCGUCCACCAGAGUCAGGGGGAAGGAAGUGAACGGUUCAUCGUAGUUCAGAAGAAGGCGGGGGAGAGUGUCGAGGCAGGUAGUAGGGGUGAGGAGGAGGAGGAGAAAGAAAAGGAGGCUGAGGAAGAGGAGAAGAGGGAUAAAGAGAAGGAGCUUUUACCGGGAAAGGUAGAGGAAGGAGAGAAAGAGGAAGAGGAGGAUGAACAAAAUGAAGAGGCAGAAGAAGGACAUGACGAGGUUGAAGAAGAAGAAGAGGAAGACGAAAAUGAAGAAGACGGUAGUGAAUUCACAAAAGAGAGAGAGGAGAAAGCGAGUCCCACAGCUGACGGAGGUGCCAUCCCCAAGCUGAAGAACCUGAGCCUCAGCGACACCAAGCCACGCAUAGCAUUCAUCAACGGGAUGUAUCAGGAGGUCAGCCGGGACCACAGCCACUCAAAGGGCGAUAAGAGUAAGGCUGGAGACAACAAGGGCAAAGAGAAUGGGGAGUCAGCGGCACGAUGUCAGAGCUGCGGCAAAGAUAUCUUGCAGCAGAACUUUAGUGUUCAUAGCGCACAGUGUGAGAGGAAGAUGAGGGCGAGGAAAGAGGAGAUGGAGAGGAGAAAGGCAAACCAGAAGAGUGCAAAGAAGAAAGAUGAAAGGAGAGAUAACAAGCCAGGAAAGGAGAAGAAAGAGGAGGAAGAGGAAGAAGACUUUGAUAGUCUGAUUGCUCGCUUCACAAAGGAGGAUAACACGUGCUCGCAACCCAAGUGCAAGACCCCAACUACCGUCAUCUUCCAGCAGUGUCCGUUCUGCAGGAAGACCUUCUGUUUGACGCACCACAUGGCGGAGGUUCACGGCUGUGGUGACGAGGCUAGAAAACAUGCUAGGGCGAUGGUGAUUCGAGAGGGGUACUGUACCCCGGCAGCGGAAUUCCUUCUAAAAAGCCCAAAGACAGCAAACGCAAGCAGCUGCAGAGGAACCUGGACAAGAAGCUGGGUGAUCUAACCAGCCAGAGACAGAGCAAGAAGCCCGGCAAAGAUAAGGACAAGGGCAAAGGCACAAAGUGAUAAAAUAUAUAUAAUUAGGUCUUCGGUUUUCAAAAGGUGUCUUUCAUUAGCGUGUUGUUUGCGUGCUUGAUUAGGUCACUGGUACAAAGGGAGGGUGAAUGUAGUUGUAAAUGUACCGGCUGUGUUACUUCCUGAAGAUAUUUCAGGAAAUACUAAUCUGUGCUUGUUAGCAGUGAGAAACAUUACUUAAUGCUCACAAGUGUUUUGAUAAGUGAAGUUUGUAUAUAGUGAUGCAAAUAUGUUUUUUUUUUAUUGUUUGAAUAUAACUACAUUGUUAUGCUGUGGAGAUAUUGCAUGUAUAUGUCUAAUUAAUUCAGUUUUUAAAGGUAAUCAUCAGUGUUAUAUUGAUUUUGUUGUGAAAUUUUCAUGUUUUAUCAUAUGAAGCAAAGCUAUUUAUUCGUAGUGUUAUUUAACUUACAACGUACUUGCUAUUUAUUACCUAUUUAUAUUUUGAAUUGAAAGUAAUUAGAUUAUUAUAAAAAUCUCAGGUUUUAUAUUUAGAUUUGACUACUUAAAAAAAACUAUGCAGGCGUUGCAUUUUUUUUUUUUUUUUUUUUUUUUUUUUUUUUUUUUUUUUUCUUCAAAUCAGACAAUGAGAUUAUUCCCCUUUGUUAACAGCUCGAGAAGACCAUUAUAGCUUCCUUCUUCAAAAAUACAUUUUAAUCACAAUCUCAGGAUCCCAGAUAAUCCUUAGUUCUUUAUCCCGUGUGAAAUAGCAAUUAAUAUUUGUUUUCAUAUUUCUUGCCAAUAAAAAUUCUAUUUUAU
Penaeus monodon (black tiger shrimp) is the source of this 4267-nucleotide messenger RNA. RefSeq names its product DNA-binding protein SMUBP-2-like. The record is from RefSeq and is a predicted model, not a curated record. Bases 177 to 3440 code for a protein of 1087 amino acids. The transcript has 18 exons. Lineage: Eukaryota; Metazoa; Arthropoda; Malacostraca; Decapoda; Penaeidae. Gene Ontology annotation, molecular function: 5'-3' DNA helicase activity; zinc ion binding; RNA binding.